ACCAAAAUAAUUACCAUUCGUCAAAACAUAUAGAUAUAACAAAAGUCAAAGGCGAAUACAUACAAAACAUAAACCAAUAUAUAUGUAUAUAUAUGACCUAUUCUCUUAUAUUUAUACUUAAAAAAGUCAAGAGGCAAACACGUAGACAUGACACUUCUCUAUAGCUUCUUCAAUAUCUACUCCACUCUAUCUUAAUUCUUUCAUAUCCUUUUAUUUCAUAUAUACCUUAUUCUAUCUCUUAUCAUCAUCAUCAUCAUCUCAUUCAUAUAUAUAUAUAUCUAUAUAUAUCAUCACUUGAAACCCUAAUCUUGUUUCUCAUCAGAUAAUGCACACCCUUUUCUCUCUUCUUCCCUAAUCAACACUCCUCAAAACCCUAGCCAAUUCUCCACAUACAUAUCUCAGUGCACUAACACUUAUAUAUUUAUAUACAUAUACAUAAUCUUAUAUAUAUGGUAUGGAGUUAUUAGAAGAAGUAAUUGGUAGUGGUAGUACUAGUAGAGAUUGGUCAUUAUCAUCCUCAUCAGGGUCAGGGUCAGAAGAUGAGCUGGUGAGAGAGCUUUUGGAUGACGUGUCACCAUUCUUUCUGAUACAAGAAGAGUCAACUACUCAUAAUAAUAAUCAAAAUGAAUUAUUAGAUGAUGGUGAUGAUGAUGAUGAUGGUGUUAAUAUUAGUGAUCAGGAAGUUGUAACGAAGAUCAACUCGGCCAAUAAGUUACUCUACUCAGGCCCAACUAUUCAAGAUAUUGACAAUGCUUUGUCUGUCACAGCUCCAAAAUCCCAACCCCAUCAACAACUUUCUUCUUCACCUGCUUUCAGGAAUUCAAUAUUGGAUAGAGGCCUGGGAUUGAUGAGUAGUAAGAGUAUUGAUAAUAAGUAUACUUUGAAGAUUAAGAGCUCUGCUACUAAUAAUGGAAUGACUGAUGAUGGAUAUAAAUGGAGGAAGUAUGGACAAAAGUCUAUCAAGAACACUCCAAAUCCUAGGAGCUAUUACAGAUGCACAAACCCAAGGUGUAAUGCAAAGAAGCAAGUGGAGAGGUCUGUGGAUGACCCAGACACACUUAUCAUCACCUAUGAAGGGCUUCACCUACACUUUGCUUACCCAUUCUUUGUAUUGGGCCAAGCCCAAGACUCCAAUCCAGUAGCAAUUAAGAAGCCCAAGAAGAGCACCUUCCAAGCCCAAGAGCAUGAAGCCCAACAAACUCAAGAAUCAGCCCAAGUAUUGGACCCAGCGGGCUUGGACACAAGCAGUGCUUCUAUGGGCUUCAGUCAAGAAUCAGCCCAGGUAUUGGACCCAGUGGGCUUGGACACAAGCAGUGCUUCUGUGGGCUUCAAUCAAGAAUCAGCCCAAGAAGAAAGGACCUCCCAAGGGUUGCUUCAAGAUAUGGUGCCACUGAUGAUUCUUAAUCCCUCUAGCAACAAUAUCAACAAUAAUAGUAAUACGUCGUCGUAUUCAUCUUGUUCGUCUAAUAGGUCACCUCCAACUUCACCUUCCUCAAUGUCAUGGUCUCCAAACUAUUACACUUCGUGUUUUGGUAUUUGAAGAAACUCUAGCAAUUAGGUCAUAUAUUCACUAGUUUGAUUGAAUCCCAAAAUCUCUAGCUAGCUAAUGUUUAUUAUUAUUAUUAUUAUUACUAUUAAGUAUAUAAAAAAUGUGAACUAUAUAUAGUGUAUCAAUUAUCAAUAAGGAAAGUACUGUUCUUAUUAGCCAAUCAAGAAGAAAAA
Messenger RNA from Humulus lupulus (European hop), 1722 nucleotides. RefSeq names its product probable WRKY transcription factor 49. The record is from RefSeq and is a predicted model, not a curated record. NCBI's taxonomy places the organism in Eukaryota, Viridiplantae, Streptophyta, Magnoliopsida, Rosales, Cannabaceae. Gene Ontology annotation, molecular function: DNA-binding transcription factor activity; sequence-specific DNA binding. The transcript has 3 exons. Gene Ontology annotation, biological process: regulation of DNA-templated transcription. The coding region runs from base 455 to 1540 and encodes 361 amino acids.